Messenger RNA from Fusarium coffeatum, 1299 nucleotides. RefSeq lists its product as uncharacterized. The record is from RefSeq and is a predicted model, not a curated record. The transcript has 4 exons. Gene Ontology annotation, molecular function: purine nucleosidase activity. The coding region runs from base 1 to 1299 and encodes 432 amino acids. Gene Ontology annotation, cellular component: cytosol. Gene Ontology annotation, biological process: purine nucleoside catabolic process. Lineage: Eukaryota; Fungi; Ascomycota; Sordariomycetes; Hypocreales; Nectriaceae.
AUGGCUCCUAAACAGAAGAUUAUCAUUGAUACCGACCCUGGUGUUGAUGACAUUUUGGCUUUGCUCCUCGCGCUCAGUGCUAAACCUGAGGAGCUCGAGGUUGCUCUGGUAUCUGUCACAUACGGCAACGUCCCUCUACAGAGCUGCCUCCGAAACGUUGUUUCCGUCUUCCAUGUCCUUGAAAAAGAACUCGAAUGGAGGAAGUCUACAGGCAAGCCCGAAGGCUUUGGUGCCAUGAAGGCAAACAAGCCCAUCGUGGCUGUUGGUCCUGACCACCCUCUAUGUGACGAGGAGCUGAUGGCCGAUUACUUCCAUGGCAUUGAUGGCUUGCAUAACGUUCAUGAGGCUCAUCCCGAUUUGUCUCCAGCUGAGACCUGGAAAGGCAUUUUCGGUGAUGGCGCUGAAGAGGCUGAGAACUAUUCUCCCCUCUUCACACCUUCCAAGGCCCCAUCUCACCAAGAGAUUCUUCGAAUUCUGAAGGAGAACCCAGCGGAUACUGUUUCUAUCCUGGCAGUUGGCCCUCUUACAAAUGUUGCCCUGGCAGCCGCGGAAGAUCCUGAGACUUUCCUCCGAGUCAAGGAGCUUAUCGUUAUGGGCGGAGCUGUCAACGUCGAGGGUAACUGCACUCCUGUUGCUGAAUUCAACUGCUACGCCGACGCUGUAGCCGCCGCGCGAGUUUAUGCGCUCACUUCUCCCAAGCCAAGCUCCACCAUGCCUAGUAUCCCCAAGGAGCUCUCAACACUCAAGGCAUACCCUGAUAAGCUUUCCCGCCAACUUAAGCUCACACUUUGCCCCCUUGAUAUCACAACACCCCACUUGAUUGGCAAGAACUACUUCAAGGAGAACAUUAAGGCUCACAUCGAUGCUGGCAGUCCCCUGGCUAGGUGGGUGUCCCACUUCGUCAUGGGCUCGUUCAGGAAGAUCGAGGACAUGGAGGGAGAUGAGAACGAGCCUGGCCUUUCUCUGCACGACCCAUUGACAGUCUGGUUGGCUAUGACUCGAGAUGAUCCCAAGUGGAAGUUUCCCGAGAAGCUCGAGGACAUCCGUGUAGAAACAAGUGGACAGUGGACACAUGGAAUGCACGUCACCGACCGUAGGUUUAGGAAGAAGCCUGCCGAGGCUGCAGUCGCCCUCUCAGAUAACCCUAACGAGGACCCUCACAUCCUGACUCUGGACGAGGUUCCUGGUGACGACCACGCCUGGUUGAGUGUGCUCAAGGGAAACCGCCUCAACCGGGUUAUUGACUCUCCUGGUCACGACAUCUUCAAGGAAGUGCUCAUGCAGCGAAUCUUCGGUUAG